This is a messenger RNA of Triticum turgidum subsp. durum (durum wheat), 1434 nucleotides long. NCBI's taxonomy places the organism in Eukaryota, Viridiplantae, Streptophyta, Magnoliopsida, Poales, Poaceae. The record is from the annotation of a GenBank genome assembly.
AUGGAGACUGCCAUAUCUGCAGUUGCAAGUGAACUUGUGAGCCAGUUCAUCUCCUUCCUAAUGAACAAGUACAACUCCUUGAGCCAUGCCCAAUCAGAGGAGAAGGUGGUGCAGAGGUUGCAGCACCUCCUGAUGAGAGCUGGCACCAUCAUUGAGGAGGCAGACACGCGAUACAUAACCAACUCCGGGAUGAUGAUGCAGGUCAAGACACUCUCAAAGGCCAUGUACCAAGGAUAUCGUGUGCUGGACAAAUUGAGGUAUUGUGCCCUCCAAAACAGUGCAGGCUUCGACAAGGUUAGCAUCAAUGACUCGUCUAGCAGCAGCUUGCAAUUCAUUCCUUUCAAGCGUUUUCGAACAACAUCCAAGAAGGAUGACAAGGCAAUGUGCCUUGAGUCAUAUGGUGCCUUGGAAAGCUUAGAAAUUUCUAUUGCUAAUAUGGCAGAAUUUAUAGUUCUUCUGGGUGGAUGCGAGCGCAUGUCCCGUAGGCCGUAUGACAUUUAUCUUUACACUGACAAUUUCAUGUUCGGCCGACGCACUGAGAAGCAAAAGCUCAUGAGCUUCUUGUUGGAGAACAACAACCUUCCUGGUGAUCAUGCACUUGCAAUUCUUCCAAUCAUAGGAGGUGUUGGCGUUGGAAAGAAAACCUUGGUUGCUCAUGUGUGUGGCGACGAAAGGGUCCACUCACGCUUCUCAUCUAUUUUGCACUUGAAUGGACACAACCUCUUGACCAUACUUGACCAUGGAAGGACCAUGUUUGGGACGAUGUUGGUAAUUAUUGAGUUUGCUUCUGAUGUAGGCGACGAUGAAUGGAAAAUGUUUCACUCGUUUCUCAUAAGAAUGAGCAGAGGAAGCAAGAUCAUCAUCAUAAGUAAACUUAAAAGGUUAGCCCGGUUUGGAUCAGUGCAGCCUAUUUUCCUAAGUGUUCUGUCUUAUGACGAGUUGAGAUACCUUUUCAAGAAACUGGCGUUCGGGAGUGCAGACCCUGCAGAACAUCCAUGGCUAGUACAAAUAGCAGAUGAAUUUACCAAGGUGUUGUACAUUGUGCCAAGUACACUUCUUGCAACAAAUACACUAGCGGAUGUGUUGAGAAAGAACCUUAAUGUUCGGUUUUGGCUCUGCAUAUUGGACAAGGUGAUAAGAUAUGCCAAAAGAAAUGCCUCCACAUACGGUGUGCACCCAAACAUGCUUUUUGAAGAAGGCCAUCAUGUGGACAUAACAGAUAUUGCGCUGCAUCCACUUAGCGUGAAACGUUAUACAAUUGAUGUUUCAAUUAAGGAGGAGUCACCAAGUGUGACAAUGGGCGAACUUCUAGCAGAUCCAAGUGUUAGACCAGAAGGUGACUUCAUUCUAAUUGCAUGGGAAUCAAGGAUACCGCCUCAUAAUUUAGUUCAUCUUUUUGUCACAAGUCGUACUCAGGGUACACAUGAAGGGUAG